UGCAGCUUCUAGAAGAACUGUUUGUGCCUUCCCUUGGUCUUGACUUUGGCCUGCUGCCAGCCACGGUCAAAGACCAGGGUCUCUGGCCUUCCCAGACUGAGCAAGGGAGAGUGUUGAAUCCCCAGUGGUGUCAGUGGUUUGACCGGGGUUAGGGUGCCCAUUCUGGAACCGCCCAACAGGAAGCAGACAGAAGCAGGGAUCGGCACGGCAGUGUUGACGCUCCCCGGGGCCCAAUCCCCAUUCUCCAGCGCGUCGGGGCAGGGCACAGGGGCCACCACUGAAUAAUAAUGCCACCCCCUCGGGAAAUGUCACCACCUUGCAAGGAGACAGGCCAGCGUGGUGUCUUGGUGGUCAGUGGCCGCCCACAGUGACCCACGCAGAGACGUUUGAACGGGUUUACACGGGCCGGAGGGACCGCGCAGCCCCGGGCCCCGUGGCAGGUGUGCUGGUGCACAGACUUCCGGAAGAUGGGGAGCGUCCUGCUCUCUGCUCUUCUGACGUUGGUCUCAGCGCCCUGCGCCCAGGCUGUGUGGCUGGGAAGGCUGGACCUGAGGCAGCUUCUGGGGUCUUGGUACCUUCUCGCCGUGGCCUCCGGUGAGAAGGGCUUUGCGGUGGAGAAGGCCACGAAGGACAUCGAGGGUGUCGUGGUGACCCUUACUGCAGAAAACAGUCUGAAAAUGCUGUCCUCCAGGCACAGGCUGGAGAGGUGUGACGUGGGCACGGUGUUGCUGCGGAGACAGAACUCUGGAUGGGUGUUUGAGAACCCCUCCCUGGGCGUGUCAGACUACCGGGUGCUGGGCACCGACUUCAGGGACUACGCCGUUGUCUUCACCCAGCUGGAGUUCAAGGACGAGGCCUUCAGCAGGGAGCUAUACAGUCGCACGGAGCUGGCCAGCCAGGAGGCUGUGUGCCUCUUCACCAGGUGGAGCAGGGGCCUGGGCUUCCUGUCCCAGCAGCAGGCCGCGCUGCGGCGGGACGUCACCUGCGCGCACAAGGCCUUCCAGUGAAUGCUUCGCCUCCGGUGGGGACAGUGCCCACCGUGUCUGGGCGAGGCCAGCCAGGCGCUGGCAACUUGCUCAGCCACCCAGGUGCUGGGUGCUGGGUGCUGGGUGCUGGGUGCUGGGCAGGUGCUCCCAGGGACUCUUGCUGUGUUUCCAAAUAAAGCGAUUCCACAAACCGCUA
Leopardus geoffroyi (Geoffroy's cat) is the source of this 1182-nucleotide messenger RNA. It is a transcript of the gene LCN6, whose product is annotated as lipocalin 6. Lineage: Eukaryota; Metazoa; Chordata; Mammalia; Carnivora; Felidae. The record is from RefSeq and is a predicted model, not a curated record. Gene Ontology annotation, molecular function: small molecule binding.